AUGUCCCUCAAGAACGACAUCGUCUCCGCCCUCGAGAAGGUCACCGCUAAGGAUGCCACUGAGACCCACGCCUGGGUCAAGCCCUACGAGGCUCCCGCCGCUGAUGUGCACCAGUUCCUCUUCUUCCUGAAGCCUGAGGCCACCGCCAGCUACGAUGGCGUUAAGGUGGAGGCUGUGGUCGAGCUCGCCCUGAAGACCCUCGCCGAUUUCGGCGUUGAGGUCGGCUCCGUCCGCGUGCUGUCCGGUGACUACCUCGACAAGCACAACCUGAUGGGCCAGCACUACGGUGUCAUCUCGGCCAUCUCCAGGGAGGGCGUCUCCGUCAUCUCCGAGCAGGCCAAGAAGAACCUCGACGAGAAGUUCAAGGCUGACAUUGAGGCCGGCGCUUCCGUCCUCGGUGGCCACCAGUUCCUUGCCAAGGAGCCCGGUUUCAACGCCUUCUCGCUCAGCGUGCUGAACGACAACCUCGGCACCACCAGGCUCGCUGGCGGUACCUAUGCCAUGAAGAUCAAGGUCCUCGGCAAGCCCGUCAUUAUCCUCAACCCCUUCCACGCCUACCAGCUCGUUCCCUACACCACCAAGGGUCACUCGAUCAUCCUGUUCGAGGCCCGCUCCACCAAGUCGUGGGAGGAUCUCCGCCAGAAGCUCACCGGCACCACCGACCCCAAGGAUGCCGCUGAGGGUUCCAUCCGCAACCUGUUCCUUAAGCACAAGGCCGACCUUGGCCUCGGUGACGUCGACAAGGGCACCAACGGCGUGCACGCCUCGGCUGGUCCCCUCGAGGGCAUGGUCGAGCUCCAGCGCUUCUUCUCCGACCACGAGGCCGGCUCCACCCUCGGCUACGAUCACACCGCCUUCGGCAAGCUCCUCAUCUCCAAGGGCCUCAGCCUCGAGCAGGUCCAGAAGCUCGCCUCCAACCCCGACCUCGACCAGGAGGGCAAGAAGGUGUCUGCUUUCGACGCCACCGAGGAGAAGGACGCCGCCGAAUCUGCGGACGUUCUCGCCAACGCCAAGUUCGCUGCCGCCCUCUAA
Molecule: messenger RNA, 1032 nt
Organism: Acanthamoeba castellanii str. Neff
Lineage: Eukaryota; Discosea; Longamoebia; Acanthamoebidae
Exons: 5
Coding region: 1-1032 (343 amino acids)
Source: RefSeq, a predicted model, not a curated record